AUCUCGCCAUUAAUAAUUCUUCCGCGGACGAACGACCAAGAUAGUGACUUUGGGCGUCCUCCAAAAAUAUUUAGACCAUCUAUGCGCUGCAGAAUUCCCUCCUCCAAAGCGGACGUCGAGAGUGCUACUGCCCCCUUCCACUACCAACUCCUCGCCUCAGCCGUGGUCGCCACCCACUGGCAACCAUGAGCGCCAUCCUCUCCGCAGACGAUCUCAACGACUUCAUUUCCCCUGGCGUCGCCUGCAUAAAACCGGUCGAGACACUGCCGAAACAGGACGACGAUGUCAACCCUUACGAAGUGACCACCGAAGAUAAGCUCCAGACCAAGAACCCGGCGCCUGCCUCGAUUUCCCUUACCGAUUGCCUUGCCUGCUCCGGAUGUGUUACCUCUGCAGAAGCUGUUCUGGUUUCGUUACAAUCACAUACUGAAGUUCUGAAUACACUCGAGUCCUAUCCGCCACUCGACGUACGGUAUCUUAUCAACAAGCAGAUUGGCCUUGCAAAUGGGCACGGAUCCCCGCCCUCAAACGCGAAGGUCUUCGUUGCCAGUGUGAGCCCGCAGGUUCGGGCUAGCCUGGCUGCGACAUAUGGCAUCUCCGAACGAAGGGCUGGCUUUAUGAUCGAACAGUUCCUUAGCGGUUCACAGGGCUUGCGGAUAGGUGGCCAGCACAAUAAUCGAUUUACUUAUGUGGUGGACACCAACCGGGCACGGGAAGCAUGCCUGGUUCUAGGAGCUGAAGAGGUGGCAGAUUCAAUAAUAGCAAAGUCGAAGCCGAAGCCGGUACUAACUUCAGCUUGUCCCGGUUGGAUUUGUUACGCAGAGAAGACACACCCUCACAUCCUUCCGCAUCUCUCAGCAUUGAAAUCUCCACAGGCGUUGUCGGGAACGCUGCUCAAAUCAGUGCUGAGCAAGACGCUGGGCAUCCACCCUUCGCAGAUAUGGCAUCUGGCGAUAAUGCCCUGCUUUGACAAGAAACUAGAGGCCAGCAGGGAAGAACUUACAGAUCGCUGGUGGCGACAUUCCGACCACACAGACACAUCCGCAUCUCCCGUACGAGACGUUGAUUGUGUGAUUACCUCCCGCGAACUUCUCUCCCUCGCCUCGGCUCGCGGUAUCCAACUCUCCAGCCUUCCAUGCAGACCACUCUCGUCCGUGGAACGCACUCCGUUUCCAGACCCCCACGUCUCUCGCUUCCUCUUCCCCAAAGAACGCCAACGGCACAACCAAGAGCAGAAUGUGACUGCUGGCUCUUCAGGCGGUUACCUUUACCACAUUCUCUCAACAGAACAAUGGCGCCACCCAGGGUCUACAAUCUCCGUGCAGCGCGGACGUAACGCUGACGUCGUGGAAUAUUCCCUGGUGGCGCCCACAGGCCAAGCUCUGAUGAAGUGUGCAAGAUAUUACGGUUUCCGAAAUAUUCAGAAUCUCGUCAGGAAAUUGAAACCCGCCAGGCAAAGCAAGUUACCUGGUGCAGCGAGACGUAUGAAUCCGGCUGGUGGAAGUGGAAGCGCAAGUGAUUACGCUUAUGUGGAAGUCAUGGCUUGCCCUGGGGGUUGUACGAACGGGGGCGGACAAAUUAAAGUUGACGACGUGAUAGAGACAGUACCCCAGACGCGGAGCCAAGAUGUGGUCAACAGUGUGGUUGGGCCGCAGAGUCAGAAGGAGUGGCUGAGACUCGUGGAUGAAGCUUACUACUCGGCUGACUCUUCAGAGGACAUGGAAACAAGUGAAGAAGGAGAGGACGUGCCGAUGACCAACGGCAUUGGCUAUCUGAACGGGCACGAGAAGGCCGAACAAACGAUUAUCAACGGAAUCAACACCACCGAAGUCCACGAUUUUCUGUAUCAUUGGUCCCGCCUCGUGAAUAUACCGGUCUCAAAGCUCGCAUACACGACUUUCCGAGAAGUCGACAGCGAUGUCGGCAAGAACAAGCCCGCCAGCAAGAUGAGCGAUACGGAGCGCAUCGCCAGCAUUGCCGGAUUAAGCGGUGGUGGAUGGUGAUUUCACUUUAAACGGAGGUGGUGACGCACUGGAUGUGCUUUGCUUUGUGAAUGGGGCCCAAUGGAGAUGGCGAUAUAUGCCGCCAUUGCACAAUGGACGAGACCAAAGUUGAUCGAGAGAUAGAUUUGAUUUUGAUACCCCAGCUAUCUUGAGCCUUGGGAUAUAGAUAUUUGUACAUGAGGAAUGAUCUAUAUGACAUUUCCAGACCAUGAUAUAUCAUCUUUGAGUGGA
This is a messenger RNA of Cladophialophora immunda, 2234 nucleotides long. RefSeq lists its product as uncharacterized. The transcript has a single exon. Gene Ontology annotation, molecular function: 4 iron, 4 sulfur cluster binding. The record is from RefSeq and is a predicted model, not a curated record. Bases 186 to 2003 code for a protein of 605 amino acids. Gene Ontology annotation, cellular component: cytosolic [4Fe-4S] assembly targeting complex. Gene Ontology annotation, biological process: iron-sulfur cluster assembly. Lineage: Eukaryota; Fungi; Ascomycota; Eurotiomycetes; Chaetothyriales; Herpotrichiellaceae.